Dimorphilus gyrociliatus is the source of this 3938-nucleotide messenger RNA. The record is from the annotation of a GenBank genome assembly. Lineage: Eukaryota; Metazoa; Annelida; Polychaeta; Dinophilidae.
AUGCGCAGUAGGUCAGCAGACGAGUAGAUGACUGAUUAUUUAUGUUUCGAGUAGGGAUGAAGUUAUUGUGAAUUCCCUUAAAUUUCGUUAAUUUUCGACCUAAUCGAUAAACAUGGGAAAGAAAAACUGCGUAGCGUGUCGAAAAAAUUGUAAGUCGGGAGCGAUCCGAGUACCAGAAGACCGAUAUUAUCACGAAAAAUGUUUCGCCUGUGCCGAAUGUAAAACGCCGCUCUCCAUCUCUGAAUUUUACUCUCAUGAUGGCCAAUGCUACUGCCAAGCUGAUUUUAAACGGUUGUUUGCUGCCAAAUGUUCUUUCUGUGGUGAAUUAUUUAAUGGAGAUGAGGAAAGAGCAAUGGCACUUAAUAAAUACUGGCAUCCAACUUGUUUCAAAUGCGCUUUAUGUAAUAGACAAAUGAAGGCUGGCGAGAAAGUGACUUUCGAUGGUAAAGUAUUCUCAUGUUUUCAAUGCAAGAUACAAUCUGGUGGCCCUAAAGUAACGUCAACCCCUUUAAAACCGAUGCUUGGGGAUGUAACACCAGUUGCUGCCAGUCCGAUUGGUGGAAAAGAGGUUAACAAUAUAGUAAAGGACGAUUACACAUUAAUCAUGAAUGAAGCUACGCAGCUGGAACGUGAAGUUCUUCCUCCCGAAGCUGACAAUCCCCUAAUAGAAUCAGAACGAAAAGCUACAAGUGAGGCUCUAGCAAGCAGAAAAAUUCAAUUUGGAAAAUUCUACAAUCAAAGCUAUUUGAAAAUUGAUGUAAAACCAGUUGAGAAAGGUCCUCCUCAGAAUCCAAAUAUCAGAAAUCAAUAUCAGCACUUUCACAGGCCUGACAACUUUUCUUACAAAAAUGUUAGAAGAGACUUUCAACCAACUAAACAGAAUUCUGACUUCCUUCUUAGAAUUCAAGAUAAAAGAAAACGAGAAGCACGACCAGCUAUGAACAAUGAAGAAGCGAUUAAGUUAGCAAAAUGUCCAGAUGGGGAUCCUGCCACUUAUGUUGCUCCCAUUGAAAGAGUUGACUGGCCCUGUCCAACUGCUCAAGCGGUUCUGCGCAAUUCUGAACCUCGUAUAAGAUCCAGUAGUACCGGAUCAAAAUCGACUAGGUCAGCUUUAUCAGAUGACGAGGACACAAAAUAUAACAAAUCACUGGACUCCACUAGAGAGAUAGCUUUCUUAAGACGAUAUGGUCAGUCGUCCAGUGUUGGUAGAGCAUUAUUGAAGUCUUUCGAAAAAGAGGAGCGCUUGAAGAAACAGAGAGCAGAAGAUGACCCGGAAGAGGAACUCGAUCCGGUCAGUGCUUCUAGAACACCAUCUGCUAAUAAAGAGCCACCUUUUAGGACACGUUACGAGUCGCAUAAAUUUGCGUCUCCAUCGAGAGAUUUAGAAUAUAGACCGAGAUCAAGUUCCUUAGACGAACGACCCAGUGGUUAUGGUAGAGGACGCUAUGUGGUUUCAUCUAAGUCUCCUCCUAAGCCUGGAUAUAGUUUAAAAUCAUCUACUCAUCCAUCUUCGGCAAUGAGCAAUGGAACUAGUAAAUUUUCUAGAAGUCUAGAAUGGGAAAGAGCAUCUCUUUCGGAGUAUGAUCCAGAAACUGGAUUAAGAAGAGUGCCUAGAUAUCGAAUGACUCCUGGCACUAGUCUAAAAUCUUCAGCUUAUACAAGCACAAGGCAUUCAUUGCCGUCUAUGUUGAGACCUGACCAGGGACAGGCAAAGAUCUAUCCAUACGAGCAACUUAAACUAACAAAUCAUUCUUUGCCACCCGGCGUCGAUCGUCUGAACCUAGAAGAACAUUUAAGUAAAGAAGAAUUCGAAUCUAUCUUUCAUAUUGGUCACGAAGAAUUUUAUAGACUGGCCGAAUGGAAAAGAAACGAUAUGAAGAUGAGAGUUGAUCUGUUCGAAUGUCCUACUUGAACGUCGGUAUCGAGUUGGUUAGACUUUUUAAAAAAUCGCGUGUAGUGUUUAUGCAAAUGGCAAAAGUUUUUCGCGCUAGAACCGCCAUUCUUGUGAUGAUUGAGAAAUCUUACUAGUUUUUAACGCAAUAUCCCCAGCUUGAACGAUCAAGCUUUUCUUACUUUUUUUUGUUCCUAUUUUGUUUUUGGUGCGUGAGUCAUAUCGGCCUUGUCAUAUCUCUUAGAUAAAAUGAUUUUCUAAUAUCUAAACUGAAUGAAUUUAGAUUUAUCCUGCUGGUUAUUUAGUAAUUUGUAAUUUUUGGGUUAUAUCAUAAUUAACGUUCUGGUUUUUGUUUAAGGCAUCGUCUUUCGCCGCUAUGAUCACGCUCUCUGUAUGUAUACGUUAAAUAAAAAUGACCGCCUUUUUUUUAUUAAAUAUAAUUGAAACUGCUUAUUGUGCUUACAACGCUUUUUGUUUUCUUUCUUUCCACUAAACAAAAUCCUAUUCAAAACGGAAUUUAUCCAAAAAACAGAUAAAUACACAAUUGUUCAGCUUAAAGGAAUUUGUAAUUUAACAUCUCUGUAAUAUGUCAAACCAUUCCGGCCUACGUACGCAUUUUUCACUGCCUCUCUCUCUCUCUCUCUCUCUCUAAGAAUAGAUAUUUAUUUCUAUCUAAGAUGUUUAUUGUAGUUAGAAUCAUCUUUGUUAGUAACGAUUGACGACUUAAGUAUUUUGAAGCAAAGGAAAUUCUAUAUUUUGAACACACCCUCUAAGAUUUUUUCACGUUUUGUUUUUUUAAUUCUAUAGAUUGUCCUUCUUUUUCUAACACUAUAUAUCAAUAUUAUUAUUCUGUGAUGAUAUUUGGUUGAAAUUCAUCUAGCACUGCCUCACCCAAACUAUUGGCAUACAUAUCCAAUCUCUGAGUCAUUCGGAAUCCCCAUUUAUCUCUAACUUGCCUUGAAAGAUUUAAAUCAAUCUCGGAAAAUAUUAAUCCGUCUCUAACUCUAGAAAGCCCUGGCGUUCGACUUCCGUCUGGAGCGCUUAUAUAACUUGAACCGUAAAAGUGUCCAAAAUUCUUGUGCGCCGGUUUACCGUCGCCUGAUGUAAAUUCAUUAGGAAAUUGCUCGCUUCCCACUCUAUUAAUUGCAACAGUGUAAUAACUAUUAGCUAUAGCAGCGUUUCUUGCUUCUAUAGGCCACAUUGGUUCGGAGAGGCCACCCACAGUUGCGCUAGGAUUGAAAACGAUUUCCGCCCCGUUUAAGCCAUAAGUAAGCCAAUUUAAAGGGUGAUGUCUACCAUAGCAAAUGUUUAUGGCAACUCUUCCAAAUGCAGUUUGAAAUACUCGAUGACCUGUAUCACCUUCCAUAUAAUACGUCGACUCAUUAAAGUCGCCAACUCUUGGUAUAUGAUUUUUUCUCGAUUUGCCCAUAUAAUGACCAUUAUUCGAAAUAACAACAGCCGUGUUCCAUAUAACAUCGCCAUGAGCCUCAUCCCUUUCAAGAAUUGGCGAAACGAUAACCAUAUUGUAUUUCUUUGCGUAAUCUUGCAAAAAGCAAGUUGAUGGACCAUUUUCGGCAGAUUCAGCGAAUUCGCACCAGGGAUACUUUUCCCUAGUGCAAAAAGCAAAUGGCAUUGUCCAAGCUUCUUGAAGGCAUAGUACAUUUACACCGCAUUCUCCCGCAAGAUCAAUUAUUUUGCCAAUUUUCCUGUGCAAUGCAUCCCUUUGAUUCACGACAGGUUCAUCAGUACCAAUAGCUAUCGAGUUCUGGAUGGCUCCUACUCUGACAAGUCUAGCAGCUCUACUCUGUUCUUUAGGACAAUCAAAUUUAUAGCCUUCCACGUCAACAUUAAUCGAUUUAGCUUUUUCUUCUACAUUGCUAUUCAAGGGUAGUUUAAUCGGCGCAUUACCGAAAAGUAUUCGCUUGACCUCCUUUAACUGAUCAGAUGGAAUAUGUUCAUCAAGAACAUCUUCUAAUCGAUUUAUUUCGGCUGCCAUGUCUGUAACCCUUCGACUAUCGACUGUCUGACGAUAAUAGCAGCAAUCACG